UGAGUUCUAUGUUUACUGUUUCAGGGUUUGCCAACUUAAUAAGCUAUUUUUAAAGAGGCGAUGAUGCUGAUAAUGAGAUAUCACCUGAAAGGAUAAACAAUCAAAUUAAUGUUGAUUAGCUUUUUAUAAAGGUUUUUAAUGUCUGGCGUAUAUUUAUAUAGCUAAUCAAAAUAAUUGGGUGUAUAGCAAGCAGGCAUACUUCAAAAUCUUCAAUAAUAGGCAUGUUAAUUUCCCACUUCGUGAUUUAUGCAACUUUUAUAUCAACAGUUUAUCCAGGUGAAUUUGGUACAGGACUUACAGCCCAGCAUUUGAAAUUUUUGCAAGACAAAGGUUAUCUGAAACCACCUGAUCCUUAUGCUGGUACCUUGAAAACCCAAGAAGAAAUAAAGGACUCAUUAAUUCGUUUUCAAUCCUUUGCUGGAAUUCCUGUUACAGGCAAAAUCGAUUCUGUGACUCUCAAAAAGUUUAACCAAGCACGAUGUGGCAUGUCGGAUCUAUCACUGCACUCUAAAAAACGAAGAAAAAAACGAUAUGUUUUGCAGGGUGGAAAAUGGCCUAAAAAGGAAAUAACAUAUCGAAUUGAGAACUAUUCACCAGACCUCUCAAAAAAGCACAUUCGUCAGACUAUACGAAGGGCGCUUUCUCGUUGGGAAGCUGCUUCUCAGUUGCGCUUUUAUGAGAGACAUGAAGGAAAGGCUGAUAUAAUGAUAAAAUUUGAAAGAAAAGACCACAACGAUCCAUAUCCAUUUGAUGGACCUGGAGGAACAUUGGCACACGCUUUCUACCCUGGUUUACAUCACUUAGCUGGAGAUACGCAUUUUGACGAAGACGAGUUAUUCACGUUAAAAAGCACAAAAGGGAAGAAUUUCUAUUGGGUUUCUCUUCAUGAAUUCGGUCAUGCCAUUGGGCUGAAACACAACAACAUCAGAGGUACUGUCAUGUAUCCGUGGUAUGAACGUUACACUGGUGAAAAAGUCGAUCUGAGUGACGACGACAAGAGAGGAGUACAGGCUUUGUAUGGUUCCCCACAUGGCGAAAGAGACACAACUGAGCGCACUGACAGCGUUAAACCAAAAGUGCGAUGUGUGGAAAGAGUAAAAGCAAUAUUUGCUGGAGAAAACUCAGAAAGCAUCAUCAUAAAUGACGACAAAGUUUACGUGUACGACAAAGACUUGCGGUAUAAGAAAGGUCCUUUUCCGUUGUCGCAAUAUUUCAGCGGACUGACUAGUGUGGACACGGCGUAUAAGUUGCAGAACGGACGCACGGUCUUCCUGCAUGGAUCAAGUUAUUGGGAAUUUCGCGAUCGCACACUUGUUCACGGACCAGAUCAUGUAUCGCGUAUUGGACUUAACAGACAUACGCACAACUUAGACUCUGCUGUUCGAAUGUUUGGCAAAGUCUACUUAUUUAAAGGAAGACGUUACUGGCGCCUCGACCCAAGCCGUAACCGCAUCGACGCAGGUUAUCCGAAACAGAUAUCUGAAGGUUGGAAAGGUGUACCAAACCACGUUGACAGCGUGUAUCAGUGGAAUGGGCGUAUCUUCUUUUUCAAAGGGUCAACAUACUAUCGUUUAAAUAAACGAAGAUUUGAAGUACAUCAGAAGUACCCACUUCCAAUUUUGAAUAACUUGCUAAUGUGUGGGAAUCCGAAAAUGGCGCAAAUUCAAUCGGGUUUCCACAAGACGUCGGCAUCGAAGAGAAUGUUGUCUAAAGAGAUAACUACAUUUGUGUUUCUCUGGAUUUGUUCAGCCAUCACUUUUUUUUAGGUUUUAUAUUUAUUUUUUAUUGUGUACAUUUUAAAUGUAUAUAAAAUUUUUAAGAAUUUAUAGAGGAUUUUUUUUAAAGUUCUGUUCCAAAUUUAUAGUUAGAAAAUCUCAUUGCAAAUAAACAACACGUGACAAUACUGCUUUCUUUGCAAGUUUCUCUUUUGUUUUGGUUUUCUGUUCAGAUUUCUAGACACGAUCUUGCAUUUUUUCUAAUGGCUAAAAUUGUGUAGUAUUACAUUGCAUUUCAUUUUUAUACAAAUGUUAUUUAUGCCAUGUUAAAUUCAUUCAGUAUUUUAUGUAAAUAUUCUAACAGCUCAGAGAAAACAAUGCGUUUUACGUCUACAGUGUGUGAAUACUAUCCCUAGAAGUUUAAAGUCUCAGGAAUAACGAUUUAUAUGCAAAAAAAAGGAAAGAAGGAAAGGAAUGAGGAAAGGUAAUAGGGAAUGUUCGAAAAAUUAAAGUUGUUUUAUUGAAGUUUGGACCCACCGAACUUGGUUUUAAUACGGCUGCAUAUCUGCGCGACAAUUUGCCGCUUAUUCAGGAUUAUUAUAAAAAAAAUGUUUUUGUCUUUUUAUGAAAUCGUGGGCAGGUCACAGAAAAAAAUUUAAAA
Messenger RNA from Hydractinia symbiolongicarpus, 2376 nucleotides. RefSeq names its product matrix metalloproteinase-14-like. The transcript is spliced from 10 exons. NCBI's taxonomy places the organism in Eukaryota, Metazoa, Cnidaria, Hydrozoa, Anthoathecata, Hydractiniidae. Bases 222 to 1766 code for a protein of 514 amino acids. Gene Ontology annotation, biological process: proteolysis; extracellular matrix organization; collagen catabolic process. Gene Ontology annotation, cellular component: extracellular matrix. Gene Ontology annotation, molecular function: metalloendopeptidase activity; zinc ion binding. The record is from RefSeq and is a predicted model, not a curated record.